Molecule: messenger RNA, 2160 nt
Organism: Cephus cinctus (wheat stem sawfly)
Lineage: Eukaryota; Metazoa; Arthropoda; Insecta; Hymenoptera; Cephidae
Gene: Ns4
Product: guanine nucleotide-binding protein-like 1
Exons: 6
Coding region: 207-1961 (584 amino acids)
Molecular function (GO): GTPase activity; GTP binding
Source: RefSeq, a predicted model, not a curated record
UUGGUGUCCAGAAAUAGUGGCGGCCAAUUCAGCGUGAAAGUUGUACGCAAGUUAAUCAGCUGACUGUACCUUUCGAAAUGCGCUACAGUCUUGAAUCUAUAAUUAUCAAAUAUUAAUUAUUUCUAACAAAAAUAUUAACGGUGUUAGCGGUUAUCGAAGAUGCUUUAGUAAGUGUUUUUAAUAUUUGCGAAUGAUUUUCGUGCUAUAUGCGUACAGUAAAUGAUAGCAAGAUGCCACAAGGAAGACGACGUGCACCUUUUAGUGGAAAAGCCAAAAAGCAGCAAAUGCAAGCGAAAAAACAGCGACAGAACCGGCUUCUUCUUGUAGGACACCACAGCAGAGGGGAUGAUGAUGAAGGAAGCGAUGAUGUUGCGGACAAGCCUUCUAGAACUGUUCAGAAGAUAAAUCUACAACCUAAAGAUCGCACUAGCAAAAGCAAAUAUGCAUUGCAAUUCUUUCGAGAAACCAAGGAGGAACUACAGAGAAGAAAGGAAGAAGCUAGACAGACCAUUGAACCAAUUCCUUUGGAGCAGCAAGAAAUUUCUGAUAACUUCUUCCCACCAGGAAUCGAUAUGCCUAAAAGACCACCGUGGGAUUUUAAUAUUACUAAGGAACAACUGGAGUCAAGAGAACAAAGAUACUUUACUGAAUAUUUGAAGAAUAUCGAAACCAUAGAGAAUAUCGGAUACUUUGAAUUGAAUCUUGAAACUUGGAGGCAAUUGUGGCGAGUCUUAGAAAUGUCAGAUAUAUUGUUGAUAAUAGUGGAUAUUAGAUAUCCAGUAUUAAUGUUUCCUCCUUAUUUAUAUCACUACAUAACAGAGGAUCUGGAAAAAGACAUGAUCCUAAUAUUGAAUAAAAUUGAUCUGGCAUCUCCAGCAUUAGUCGUAGCCUGGCACAAUUAUUUUAGAGAACAAUAUCCCAAGAUACAUGUCUUAGAAUUUACUUCGUUUCCUGGAUACAAUCUCCGUGGUAACACUGAGGAUGGUGAAGGAUUGAAGAAAAGACGUCGUCGAGGAAAACUAAAGAUGGCUGCAGAAGGAGCUCAAAAAUUAUUUGAAACUUGUAAAGAAAUUGUGAGCGAUAAGGUAGACCUCAGCUCAUGGCACCAGAAAAUUCAAGAGGAAAUGAAUUCAGAAUAUGAUCUCGAUGACAUUGAUAGGAAGGAUAACGUAACGAUUGAAAAAGAAGACACGAGUUACUUCAAACAUGAAAAGUACAAGAAUGGUGUCUUAACAAUCGGUUGUAUUGGAACACCUAACGUUGGAAAAUCUUCUUUAAUGAAUGCUCUAAUGGGAAAGAAGGUUGUGAGUGUAUCUCGUACUCCAGGCCACACCAAGCACUUUCAAACUAUUUUUUUAACAAAAAGCGUCUGUCUGUGUGAUUGCCCUGGAUUGGUUUUCCCUUCGACAGUGCCAAAACAACUUCAAAUACUCAUGGGAUCAUUUCCAAUCGCCCAGGUUAGGGAACCUUACACAACAAUAAAGUUUAUAGCCGAGAGAAUAGAUCUGCCGAAGCUUCUACGACUACAGCAUCCUUCAAAUGAUGACACCUGGAGCGCCAUGGAUAUCUGUGACGGAUGGGCAGCUAAAAGAAAUUAUAAAACAGCAAAGGCAGCCCGAUUGGAUUCUUACAGGGCUGCUAAUUCUUUACUCCGAAUGGCAUUGGAAGGAAAGAUAUGUAUAUAUGCAUAUCCACCUGGAUGGGCUGCGAAUAAGGAAAAAUGGGAGAAGCACAGUGAUGUUGAAAUCGUCAGGUGGAUUCAAGCUAAAAGUCAGGGUGAGGUUGAUCCUGAAACUGAAAGAGUCUUUACGUCCUCUGAUGAAGACGAAGAGGAACAUCCGGAUGAACAACAAGAAUCGUCGAAGGAUCAACAAGAUAAUGACUCUACUGAUUCUACAGAUGAUGAUUUGGACAUGCCAGUAACAGUGAAUAAAUUUAAAGCGCUUACAACGGCUUCUUAGUUUUGUGUAAUUUUCUCUGUAACGAUUGAAAAAGCUUGAAACUAGAAACUGCAACAGUAACAGAAACAUGUUAAUCCUUUUUUUUUUAAAUUAUAAUUACUCGUUACACCAAAAUGGCGCUGAUCUUACUCGAAUAUAUAUUGUAAAAUAUCAUAGAUGUAUCGGAAAUAUAUUUUACAAUAUUUACUGCAUCCAUAAA